UUGCAAUGGCUUUUGGCAACAAAAUGAAAAAUAAAAUCUGUAGACUGUUGUGUUUGUAAGGCUGCCCUCUUGGUAAUGUUCUGUGUUAGUAAGGGCCCUUGUUUUCCUUCAAAACAGCAAUAUUUCAUCACCAUUUCAUUCUUAUUUUAGUAGCUUUUAUAUCAAAAUGCAAAGUUAUGAAACUGAAGAAAAACACUGCAAUGCUUUCCCUUUCCUAAUGAUUCUUGUCUUAAUAAGUAUCUGUAACAAUCUUUCUUCCCUGCCAUGACACCUGCUAAGUUGGUGUUAGUGUUGGGAGAUCUUCACAUUCCACAUCGAUGCAACAGCCUCCCAGCCAAAUUCAAAAAACUGCUGGUUCCAGGAAAAAUCCAACACAUCCUCUGCACAGGAAACCUCUGCACCAAGGACACGUACGACUACCUCAAGACUCUGGCUGGGGAUGUUCACGUUGUCAGAGGAGACUUUGAUGAGAACCUGAAUUAUCCUGAACAGAAAGUUGUAACUGUUGGACAGUUCAAAAUUGGGCUGAUUCAUGGCCAUCAGGUUAUUCCUUGGGGUGAUAUGGCCAGCCUGGCGCUGCUACAGAGGCAAUUUGAUGUGGACAUCCUAAUUUCAGGACAUACACACAAAUUUGAGGCAUUUGAACAUGAAAAUAAAUUCUAUAUCAAUCCAGGAUCAGCUACAGGAGCGUAUCAUGCCUUAGAGAACAACAUCAUUCCUUCCUUUGUGCUGAUGGAUAUCCAGGCUUCUACAGUAGUUACAUAUGUCUAUCAACUAAUUGGAGAUGAUGUGAAAGUAGAAAGAAUCGAGUACAAAAAAUCUUAAAAAUGUCUUUCUUUGCUUGUCUGGUAUUUUUACCAUCUCAUUCUGAACUGCAAGUUACUACAAUACUUGAUUGCUAGUUUACAGUACUACACUUACUCGCUAACAGCUUAACAAUGUAGCUUAUUGGUAAUAACUUUAAAACAACAUUGUGUUUGCUUUUCUCUGUAUGAAUUGAUUUGUAAAAUAUUCCAUUAAUAUAACUGUUUAAAUACUGUUCCUUAAUGUUGUAAUAAAACUCCACUUCAUAGAAAAA
Messenger RNA from Antrostomus carolinensis (chuck-will's-widow), 1078 nucleotides. RefSeq names its product vacuolar protein sorting-associated protein 29. Gene Ontology annotation, cellular component: retromer complex. NCBI's taxonomy places the organism in Eukaryota, Metazoa, Chordata, Aves, Caprimulgiformes, Caprimulgidae. The transcript has 3 exons. Gene Ontology annotation, biological process: retrograde transport, endosome to Golgi. The record is from RefSeq and is a predicted model, not a curated record. Bases 265 to 825 code for a protein of 186 amino acids.